Molecule: messenger RNA, 1202 nt
Organism: Trichogramma pretiosum
Lineage: Eukaryota; Metazoa; Arthropoda; Insecta; Hymenoptera; Trichogrammatidae
Exons: 5
Coding region: 213-1202 (329 amino acids)
Source: RefSeq, a predicted model, not a curated record
UCGCCAAGGAGCUUAGAAAAUAGCUGAUUCGACUCGAUAAAAUACGAGUAUAGUGUGUUCAGUCACUAACGAAGGGCUAAACUCCUGCAGUGAACAAGUGUUUAAAAAUAGUAUCAGUAAACGAGUAUAUGUCUUUACCUACACGAGGUCUAUAACCUCAAAUACUUUUUCAGUGCAAAUCUUGAAAAUUAACCGUAAUAAUUAAGCGAGUGAUGGAAAUCAGCGAGAACACAGUCAGGGUGAAGGAAGAGCCGAAAGCAAGUGACGAUAUUGUCAAUUUGGUGGACUCUUGCGAAGUCAAACAUUUGGAAACAUUCUCGUUUCAUACAUCAUCAGCCAAUAACACGAAUGAGCCUGUGCCGUUGCAGAAAAAGUUAGAUGAAGAAAUAUUUAUUGAUAUUGAGUGGAAAGAUGUUAAACCUCAAAUAUUGUCUAUAUCGAAAAUCGUCUGCAAAAAUGAGUAUCAAAAUUAUCCACCCAUUGUAAAAAUAAAAAACGAAAAUCAAAUAUCGUCAAACAUCUGCAAAACUGAAGGUCAAUGUUGUCUAUCUACAGUGAAAAUAGAAAAUCAAACUCAAACUUACUACUCCAUGAAAAAAAGUCCAAUCAUUUUGAUAAAAAAAGAUUUCGAUUAUUAUAGUAAUCGUAAAUUUCAAGUAAAUUCACAAUUGAAAUUUGAAAGGAAUAAGGAGAGUCAACAAUUUAAAAAAAUUACUUAUACUAAACUAUUUGAUAAAGGUAAAACGAAUCGACAAAAUUAUAAAAGAGAAACAAAUCUAAAUACACAUAUCAAUGCAACGCAAGAGAGAAUUAGACCAAAAGAAUGGAAAAUUUGCAACAAGCAAUACAAAAGUGCCCUUAAAACUCACUUGCGUAUAGUACAUAAUCGGAGCUUUGAAUGUGAAAUUUGUCACAAAUCAUUUGGACGAAAAUGUACGCUAAAAACUCACAUAAAUGCAUACAUGAUGAAAGAAAACCAUCCGAAUGUGAGAUUUGUCAAAAAUCAUUUGGACAAAAACAACACCUCGAAACUCAUAUUGAUGCAGUACAUAAGCGUAGCAAACCCUUCGAAUUACAUGAUGAAAGAAAACCAUUCGAAUGUGAGAUUUGUCAAAAAUCAUUUGGACAAAAACAACACCUCGAAACUCAUAUUAAUGCAGUACAUAAGCGUAGCAAACCCUUUGAAUGUGAGAUGUGUCUGA